Messenger RNA from Prorocentrum cordatum, 4779 nucleotides. The record is from the annotation of a GenBank genome assembly. NCBI's taxonomy places the organism in Eukaryota, Dinophyceae, Prorocentrales, Prorocentraceae.
AUGGCGCCCAAGGUGGACCCGUCCGAGGAAGUAGCAGAGGGUGAGGAAGGACGUGCCCAGCAGCAGGGAGGACCACACGUUCCAGCUCCCGCCUUCGACCCGCAGACGAUGACGAUGAAGGAUUAUAGGAGGCGCGUGGCGAUAUUCAAGAUAAGGACCAGACUGCCCUUUGCGAGGCAGGCCGCGGAGCUCUACGCAGAACUGAAAGGCGACGCCUGGAUUCAUGCAGAGGACCUCGACCCGACGGAGCUUCAGAACGACGAAGGGGUCCAAGUGCUGCUCGAUUUCCUAGCAGAUAAGUUCGACGACGAGAAGGUGAUGGAGCUUGGGUCCGAGCUCAAAACUUUCUUCACACGCAUGCGCCGCGACAGCGGCGAAUAUAUCAGGGCUUACAUCAACCGCUUCGACACGCAGGUCUCGAGACUUAAGAGAAUGCAGAUCGAGUUCCCAGAUCAGGCGCUGGCGUGGUUGUUCAUGCGGUGGCUUGGCCUGCCGCCAGAUCGAGAAGCUGGAGUGCUGAACGCUAGUCAGAAUAAGAACGAGCUCAAACCUUUACAGAAGCAGACGUUGCUGAACGUGAAGGACGCCAGAGCACUGGACAAGCACAACCCCCGGAGGCCAGCGCCCAUGACACCACUAGCGCCCAGAGGUCCGUCAGCACGACCUCGACGAUGGGGAGCUCACAUCACCGAGAACGCUGAGGAGGAGGAUCUCGAUGUGUACGAGACCCAGGUGGACGACGAUGACCUGCCGGAGGAGUUACUUAAGGAGCACGAGGAAGCGGAGGCCGAAGUGCACAAGUUGGAGAAGAUGCUCGCCCGAGCGAAGGACAGGCAAACAAACGCCAAGCAAUCUAGAGGAUUUUAUCAUAGAGAUCGGCUACCUGGGCGCGGACCUGGUAAAGGACCUGGCGGAAAAGGCAGUCCUGGAGGCGGCAGGGGGCCCGGCGGCAAGGGCUCGGACCGCAUCGAGAAGCUGGAGGCGAGGGCCCAUGCGCACUGGAACAGCAACGAGAAGCAUAUUGAGAAGCAGGCGCUCUUCAUCAACAAUCACGUGCUGAUGACCGUCGCGGGCAGCGUGAACGUUAUCAUGGCUACGAAAGAGGAGCUGCUGCAGCAGUGCGGUGGCAAGCUGUUGCCAGACUCGUGCUGCGCCAAGUCCGUUGGAGGACAGGUUUGGCAUGAUGGCAUCAAGAUGAGGCUCGCGAAGAUGGUGACGAACAUGAGCGCCGUGGCGUUCAGGAAGCCGGGGGUGUCCAGCCUCGAGCUCGGGCAGACCAAGAGCGGAUAUCCGAGUUCUGAGGUGCUGGAGUUCGACAGGGCUCACAUUUUUACCAUGGCUCCAGACGUGGGCCCCAGCGAGACAGAGAUCAGGCACGAGAUAUUCCUAGUGGGCCUCCAACGGGAUCCCAAGGGGCCCCGCGCCAACCACGUCAAGAGCGACCCGAAUCACGAGGAGCCGAGCUUCAACAUCAUGAGGGAUCCGAAUCAGUACGAGCUAAACUUCAACGACUGCGAGAGCGAUCCGAAUCACUGCGAACUAAACUUCAGAAAGCCUCUGGAGCACCCCAACGUGAUUCUCAAACUCAGUAUUCCCGUUCAUGUGCGGAUGCCUCUCAGCGCGCUGGGGUGGAUCCAGGGUUGGGGCGCCCUCGGUGUUAGCGCCAACAAGAAGUGCAACACCGUAGCGCUGAUGCGCUGGAAGCAGAUUUUCAAGCUGGUGUUCUUAGCCAUCGUGAUGACCAGGCACCCAGCUGUGGCCAUCAUCUUCCACAACGGGCGCCGCUACGGCCAGGGGGGGAUCCUCGAGAAGCAGGUCAAGCGAUGCAAGGACAUGAUCAAGAAGGCCGUCAGCUUCCUGACGUGGCAGACCACGUUCCUCGGCACCUUUCUGGCGAAACCGCUCUUCUCGGGAGGCAAGGCUAUCGUGCAGGAUCUCUGCGACGUGUGCAACGUCAAGACCGACCCGAGCUACGACUUGAUGCAGAUCUUCGCAGGUGGGGCCGUCGUCGCAGAGGAGUUCAGUCGAGCCGGACUCAAGGUGUGCGAGCCCAUUGAUCAAAUCUACAACUACAACCUGCGGAGCGCCCAAGAUCGGCGAGAAAUUCUACAGCUCUACCGCGCAUGCAGGCCGAAGCUCCUCACGUUGGAGUAUCCCUGCACACUCUGGACACAACUUACCAGGGUGAACUAUCGAGGCGAAGCCAAACAACAACAACUACGUCGCCAGCGUCUUCGAGACCGUCCCCUACUAGACUUCGUUGAGGAGAUCGGUAUGAUGCAGCUGGGCAGCAAGCGAGACACCUUGUUCGAGAAUUCUUUGACGUCGGAGGUAUUCAAGCAGUCCCAGAUCAAGCGUUUAAGGGAGCAUCCCCGGGUGCAAGAGGUGAAGGUCGACAUGUGCCAGUUCAACCUGCGACACCAACAGUCUAACGGAAUGGUCAAGAAGCCGACGAAGCUCUUGGUCUCGAAUGACUCCUACGUCAAGCGGCUGAGCAGGCAAUGUGACGGACGUCACCAGCAUCACCAACUGGAAGGAGCUCACUACACACGCAAGGCAGGACGACGCACCAGAGAGUUCGCGAAGGCAGUCUUGCUAGCAUACCAGCACAGCAACAUGACCUACAUGAUGGAGAACGGAGUUUACGCGACCGGUGACUUGAUGGAUCUUAUGGGUGGCGAAUCGGACGAUUGGUUCUACUACGAGAACGUGGGUGACUUUACCGAGGUGCCGGUCAAGUUGCCAGAUGGACCUGAUUGGAGCCGCGUAGGCAGAAGAAGGGUCGUAGACCUCGAGACCGACACGGUGGUGCAGGACUGCGAGAAGGCCGAUAUUACCACGGAUUUGAUGAUGCCGAAGCUGGAUCGAACUGCCAAGCUGAAGAUUCAGCUAUGGUACAAGCCAGAACCUGUUGCAGAGGACAUCGGAGCCAAGGCCAUCCAGUUUGGACCUGGAAGUUCAGAGUGCUCAAGCAAGGACCUCGCACCUCUACGACAACUUCGCCAGAACUUGGGCCACCCCAGUAACGAGGAUCUUGCUAGAUCGUUGAGAUUUUCAGGAUGCAGACCAGAGGUAGUGACUUCCGCGAAGUCACUACGAUGCGCGACGUGCAUGAGCAAGGUGCGGAAGAAGAUCGCGAGACCAGCUAGAUUUUCCCACGCAGCCGACUUCAAUGAACAGAUUGGUUUGGAUUGUUUUGCGAUCAGGGAUGUGGAUGGCCAGUCAUGGGAUUUCUUGUCGGUGGUGGAUUUAGGUGCGACGUUUCACGUGGUGGGCAUGAUUGAAAGUCAUCGCUCGGAAGUCUUGGUUAAGGUGUUCACUCAGAUAUGGGCCAGCUGGGCAGGUGAUCUAUGUUUCUACUACCGCCAGCUCACGAAGGGCUCGAUCAAGAAGGGCACCUGGUUGGGACCAGCCGUGAUCGCGGGGAAACAAGGCCAGAACUAUUGGAUAUCGCACGCGGGGCAGCUUUACAUCGUCAGCAUCGCCGAUGACAGCGACCAGGAUACUACCACCAACUCCAGCUUCGCAGUAAUGCUUCGUGGAGCUCGAGCUCAGAGCGAAAGGCUAAGAAAGAAACUUCAAGACAAAGAUAUUGCCUGGAAGGACAUCCCCGAGGAACACAAGUCACUCUACCGAAAAGCCAUCGCCGAGCACUGGGAGGAAUGGAAGACGUUCGGUUCCGUGGAGGCGCUUUCACUGGGGGAAUCUCAACAAGCCCAGACCCAGAAUGACAGCAACCGCUUCUUGCCGUCUCGCUUCGUGGUCCGUGGCGAGAAUGACAAUCUCCGCACGGAAGCCAACCCCGUGUCGGUGAAGGCCAAGACUCGACUAUGUGCUGGAGGACAUCGUGAUCCAGAUCUACAGACAGGAGCUCUACGGACAGACGCUCCUACGGUGACGCGAACCAGUUCGCUACUGUUCUUUAUCAUGGCGGCGCGUUUCGACUGGAGCCCAGUGUGUGCCGACAUCAUGUCCGCGCUCAUGCAGGGAGAAGAGCAGCCCAGAGACAAGCCUCUUUUCAUGGAGCAGCCGCCCCAAGGUCUAAGAUGCCCUGCCACGGAGAUCGAGAUCGCCGACAACCGGAACUUGAUCGGCAGUUUGGGUUGGCUCGCUACGCAGACCCGACCAGACCUAGCUGCAGGAGUUUCGAUGGCUCAGAGAGUGCAGAACUCACCGACGGUGGCCGACCUGAUCGAGACGAAUCGCAUUGUAUCCGAGGCCAAGCGCUACAAUGAGACCGCCAUCGCGAUCCCGAAGUUGCAGGACGAGCUUUGCAUUCUAGUCUUUCAUGACGCUGCGUGGGCCAACGUGGACGAGCCACGCGACAAGGUAGCCGGCGCCGCCUGGUGGUGCCGACGCCGCAUGCGCACCGCCUACGCUUCGGAGGCUCCGAAGAGGCUCAAGACAAAGAGCCAGAGCUAUGAUUUGUUCUCGGUGUCUUUGCUGGCGCUGGCGCAGUCGGACGGUGGCUUCGACAGCGCUUGGCUCGCGCGGCAGAUGGCCGAGUCCCUCGGCGCCCGGGUCGGAGGUGUCAGGGUCGCCAGGCGGGCGUUGCAAGGCCAGAGCGAGGUAGCCUCGCUGAGCGCCCCGGAGCUUGCCGCCCGCUGCGAGGCGCUAGGCGCCGUGCUGGGCGAGGCCAGCAACGUGGAGGCCGCGGUGGCGAGCUGGCCUGGGCUGCUGGCGCUGGACCCAGAGGCCGUGCAGCGCAGCCUGCACGCGCUGCAGGUGGUGAUGGACACGGCGACGGCACAGCGGGCGCCACCCGCCCGCCCGCGCUAG